AUUACGUGCACAUCUCUCUGGUUUUGAGCCUAUUUAUAUGCUGUAUCUGGACGAAGGUUGAAUACGAAGAAUUCAUAAUAUUUCUCGUAAUUCCGUUUAUCAUAUUGUUUGCUAAAUCAUCAUGGUAUCAGAGCCAUAAAGCUCAAGCAUGGCCGUAGGUGACGAAGAAGGUGCCGGCGAAGGUGCCGGUGAAGUUGCCGGCGAUCAGAACAAAGCUUGGUUGGAUUAUUCUUCACCAAUUUUUCUCGGUCCAGUACCUCAGGGAAACGACACUGAGCGAACUAAAUCUGAAGCAAAGGCUUACGCCAUGAUCAAUGAUGCCAAAGGAAGACACAAUGCUGCUUAUGGAGACAAAUUGGGGAAAGAAGAUGUUACACCGUUCCCUGGUUUCUCACUAGAACAGUGGCGGCCGUUAGGCUCUACAUUUGGUAACCCACAAAGCUUUAAUAUCCAAAUGACUGGUAAGUCGGGUCUUACUUCUUGGAUAAUAGACACCGGCGCUACGAAUCAUAUUUGUAGUGAUAAAAAAUAUUUAUUUGAUAUGAAACCAAUCCACUCGUGUUCGGUUGGCUUACCGGACGGACAAAAGGUCCUAGCAACGCAUGAAGGUUGUGUAAGAUUUUCGGAUGGUCUUUGUUUGAGACAUGUUCUUUUUGUGCCAAGGAUGAAUUGUAAUUUGAUCUCUGUGACUCAAUUAAGUGAUGAACUGGACUGUUUCGUUCAAUUCACUUCUAACUUGUGUGUUAUACAGGACCGAGCCUCAAGGAAGCUAAUUGGAAUGGGUGAGAGGAGGAAUGGACUAUAUUAUCUCUUGGAGACUGCGGCUAUACAAGUGUUGACAGUGACUGGAGAUACACAGUCUACUCUUGAUAAAUCAUAAAUGGCACAAACGCAUGGGACAUCCAUCCGGAAAAGUACUUCAUUAUAUGGAUCCAGUGCGUGAUUUAAAAGGACGCGCGGUGUACCCCUGAGCCGGGCCAUAUCUCUGCUGCCAGGAGGUUGAGAAGAGAUUGACUAUGAACAGUAACCGGGUUGGGUUGGACAGCCCGGGGAGGGUCAGAUACUUUCUGGCAUAUUUUGAUUUGUGUCGAGGUUGGUUGGAAUCACUGCAAAUUGGAACAAAGUAGUACUAAUUGGAAAUGUUUCGUAAAGAAAUUUAUGACUUGCAUGAUGAUAGAUUUGAUGGGUCACUCAAUGUGCAUCAAAUCUUUACAAAGGUGUUCUUUGAUAAUAGUGAAAGCAAAAGAAAGUGUAAUGUGACCGGAAAUAUCAAAUUUGAACGUGAUGAUGAAAAAGGAAACAUUGGGCAUGGGAAGUCUUACUGCUCAAAGGAAGCAAUCUCUCGAAGAAAAGUGCAUGAAAGGAAAGAGCUUUCUAACACCAGGCCUCAUUUAAGAAGUUCAUUAAACUCAUUGGGUUCCUUGGAUGCUGCUGUAGAAGUAACUUCUGAGAUUGUGACUCAUCAUGUAGUUGAAUCAUAUAACAAAGAGGUUAUUUGUGGUUGCUAUCUGCAGAAGUUGCAAAAUCAGCUGAAUAGAGAAAAUGAAAUCGCCGGAAAGGAUGCUUUAAUAUUGAAACCCUCUAAGUUCAAUGAAAAAGAUGUUGUUAGUAAAGACAUUGUCUCAUCCGUUUCUUUGAAGAAUCGUGCAACUGAGUCUCAUCAGGCCAACACUAUUCAUCUAGCCCAGUCGAAAGAUAAGGAUUCUUCCUUCACAGAACUGGAUGAAUCUGAAUUCUCAAGAAGUAAAGAAUCUCCAAAUGUGAAUAUUGAGUUUAGUGAAUCUUCUCUUAUUGCAGUUAGUGUUGUGUUAAAUGAAGAUCAAUCUAUACAUAAAAAAUGGUCUGAUCAACGUGUGGUACAUCAUGAUCCUAAAAAAAGGUCGCUGUCUUCAUUGGACAAUGACAAUCGGCAGUCUCCCAAACAUAGGAGACUAUUGAAGAAUGACAAAGACAAUUGCUUGCUUGAAGUUCCAGUCUAUUUAGGGAAUGAAACCUUAACCUUGUGGGGAAGAACAGAGGCAGUAAUCAAUAAUAGAAGUUCUGUUAACUUUGGAAAACGUUUAUAUCUGUGUCACGAGGAAGAAAGCAAAGAAGAAUUCAAAGAAGAAGCUCUGAUCAAAGAUGUUUCUCUAGGUGCAAAAUCCUACCCUAAAAUGAAGGUAAGGAAGAAAUCAAAACUGCUCUCCGAGAUCAUUUUGACAGAUCCGCAACAACAUGACACAGUGGCAUCCAAUUGUAAGGCUGGAUUAUCCUCUAGAAAGGGUGCCUGCAAAAAAAGUAAGCCAAAGAAGUGUAAAAAGUUGUGUGUAAAGGAUGGUGGUGUUUCUAACUCAGCUACCGUUAAAAAUAAAGCAUCCAGUUCUGCAAAAAAUAGGUCUUUUGGUAAAUCAAAACCACUAAAAAAGAAGAGGCAACAAAAAGGUCAUUGCAGGUUACUUCUGCGAGGCGUGAAAAGGAGUGGUGGGAAACAGCCCUUGGAUGGAAAGUGGCCUGCUUAUGCUCCAAGAACAGUGUUGUCAUGGUUGAUUCAUUCCGGGACAAUUUCAACUAACGAAGUGAUCCAAUAUCGGGAAGGUCCACAAGGUUGUUUUGUUGUGAAAGAUGGCUCAAUUACUAGAGAAGGCAUAUUAUGCAAGUGUUGUGGUGAAGUGCUAUCUAUCUCCAAGUUCAAGAGUCACGCUGGUUGCAAGCUGAACCAUCCAAGUUUGAAUCUCUUCAUGGAAACUAGUAAUAAGCCAUUCAUCUUCUGUCAGCUUGAGGCAUGGUUAGCUGAAUACAAGGCUAAGAAACCAGAUCCUCAAGCAGCACAGCUUAAUGCAAUGGAUCAAAAUGAUGAUAGUUGUGGGCGUUGUGGUGAGGGUGGGGAGUUGAUAUGUUGUGAUAACUGUCCAUCUACAUUUCAUCAGGCAUGCUUGUAUGCACAGGAACCUUGAUGCUGCUUAUUUCUUAACUAAAUGCUUGUUUGAGGACUAUCUAACACACGAUGGCUAACAGAGAGAUAUUUCAACUUGGAACUUCCAGAAGGGAGUUGGUAUUGCUCACAAUGUGCAUGCCGAGAAUGCGGGGAUGUGGUAAAAAAUACUGAAGUUUCUGCAUUCACUAAUGCACACAAGUGUAUACAAUGCGAACAUCGAUACCAUGAGGCUUGCUUGAAGCAAAAAGGCAUGGAAUGUGGAGUUGCUUCUGAUCACUGGUCAUGUAGUGACCAAUGUGAGAAGGUUUACACCCAUCUUAAGUCUCUCAUUGGACUACCGAAUCAGCUAAGUGAUGGCUUCUCCUGGACACUUUUGAAGUGCAUCCCUCGUGACAAGAACAACCAUUCUGUCCAGCAGCUUCCUCCUUUUAAUGCAGAAUGCAACUCCAAGUUAGCAGUGGCUCUCACCAUUAUGGAGGAAAGUUUUCUUCCAAUGGUGGAUCCUAAAACGGGCAUAGAUAUGAUACCUCAAGUGAUCUAUAACCGGAGAUCACAUCUUGGGAGACUGGACUAUUGUGGAUUUUAUACUGCUGUUUUAGAAGAUGAUGACAUUAUCGUGUCGGUAGCCUCAAUUAGGAUCCAUGGGACUAAGGUAGCAGAGUUACCUUUAAUUGCAACUUGCACCAAAUACCGCCGCAAGGGAAUGUGUCGUCGGCUAAUGAAUUGCAUAGAGGAGAUGUUAAAAUCAUUGAAGGUUGAGAAACUAGUGCUUUCUGCAAUUCCCAGUUUAGUGGAUACAUGGACUAUGAGGUUCGGCUUUGAACCCUUUGAAGAGAAUGAUAAAAGAAGCUUGAGCGAUAUAAACAUGAUGGUGUUUCCUGGAUCUGUAUGGUUAAAGAAGUCACUGUAACAGGCUCCCAAGACUUGCAAACGUAAAGGAGUAGAGGACUCUUCACCCUACUUUAGAGUGCUGAAAUUGAACUAAAGGCUGUGUGAUGGAGAGAGCUUUCAAACCAGACAAGCAGGCGCUGCCGAGGAUCUUCUUUUGGUGAAAGGCGAAAGGCUGCUGCACGUUGAAUUACCAAAUCACUCCACCGAAGACCUGACUUGUCACUGACCAGUUGUCAUGGAGGAAGCAAUUGUAUGUGCAAUGCAUGGAAAUAUUUGGAGAAGCAUUUCAUCUUAAUUAAAUUGUAGAAAGAACAUCAAUGAUAGGUUGAGGGCCUAUUCAGAUUUUUUUCCAUCAUAUGGGGGGAUCUAGGGGAGUCAAGUGCCAGCUUGUGAUCUCGGCAGGUAUUGUUAGAGCAUUUCCAGCAAUUAACUAAUUACCCUCAUAAUUUGGCUAGCCACAUAAACAUGUGCAGCAAAAUUAAAAUGUAUUACAAUGAUUAGCUAUAACGUUUUUCUAUUCAUUAUUAUUAAUAAUGUUAUAUUAAUAAUUCUCUUUGUUCAA
Messenger RNA from Cuscuta epithymum, 4367 nucleotides. Lineage: Eukaryota; Viridiplantae; Streptophyta; Magnoliopsida; Solanales; Convolvulaceae. The record is from the annotation of a GenBank genome assembly.